Molecule: messenger RNA, 1212 nt
Organism: Beauveria bassiana ARSEF 2860
Lineage: Eukaryota; Fungi; Ascomycota; Sordariomycetes; Hypocreales; Cordycipitaceae
Product: vacuolar calcium ion transporter
Exons: 4
Coding region: 1-1212 (403 amino acids)
Biological process (GO): calcium ion transmembrane transport; intracellular calcium ion homeostasis
Cellular component (GO): fungal-type vacuole membrane
Molecular function (GO): calcium:proton antiporter activity
Source: RefSeq, a predicted model, not a curated record
AUGAUGGAUUCCCAUCAUCGCAACUCGCAAGAUGUCGCCGACACGACGCCGCUGCUACCAGACACAGGCCGCAAUAGGCCCAAGAGCGCAAUGAGUGCGUUUACGGACGAGCUGGUCUAUGCCACCAAGGCCACUUUACAAUGCAGCGUAACCAAUAUCCUGUUGAUAUGUUUGCCGCUUGGUCUUUACGGCACCGAAUGGGGGUUUCCUGGCUGGGCCAUUUUCGUGCUCAAUUUCCUCGCCAUGCUCCCGCUGGCUUCUAUCCUUACCUUUUCCACCGAGCAGCUCGCUGCCAUUGUCGGGUCCGUCGCGGGAGGCCUCAUCAACGCCACCUUUGGCAAUGCAGUAGAGAUGAUUGUUGGCAUCAGUGCCCUCAAGGAGGGAGAAAUUGGCAUUGUGCAGUCAAGCAUGAUAGGAAGUAUCCUGUCCUCGAUUUUAUUGAUUCUCGGCUCAGCCUUUUAUCUCGCCGGACAGGACAAGCAGACGGUCCAUAUCAACGUCGAUGUGGCGGGAAUUCUCACCUCGCUCAUGGUCAUUUCAUGCACCUCUCUUAUUCUUCCAUCGGCGCUUCGCGCUGGCGACCUCAUCACGGAAAGCGCAGACGGCAGCACUGCUGAUUACAUCUUGACUCUCUCACGCAGCACAUCCGUCAUUCUUCUCAUCUUUUACAUCUUGUAUGUCUACUUUCAGUCAGUCACGCACGCAGAUCUUUUUGCCGAGGAAGAGAGCGACGACGGUAAGAAGCUGCACGCAGUGUCCAGCUGUGCAGUGCUGAUUCUUGCCACUCUUGGGAUUGCCUCGAGCUCUGAUGCCCUCGUCGACAGCAUUGACGGCGUCGUCGAAGCCCUGGGCAUCAGUCGCAGCUUCAUUGGCCUCAUCAUUGUUCCAAUCGUGGGCAAUGCGGGCUGUUUUGUGGGAACUGUGCAGUGGUCGCAAACCGGUCGCAUCAACUUGGCCAUCUCCGUCAUUGUCGGCGCAACGCUUCAAAUUUCACUAUUCGUAACUCCGUUCCUGGUCAUUGUCGGCUGGAUUAUUGGCAGAGACAUGUCUUUGCAAUUCGACACCUUUGAAACAAUUGUCCUGACCAUGUCGACCUUGGUGGUCAGUUGCUUGGUGCGUGGAGGAAAGACGAAUUAUUUUGAGGGCAUGCUGCUAGUUGCUACAUACACCAUUAUUGGCGUCGCUUUCUUUGUCCACCCUGACGACGUCUAA